AUUUAUUCACGAUACCCACAUUUGAUGGAAAAAUAUGUUGAAGUUCGUUGUAUAAAAUAUUUAAAAUUUUUUAUGUAUGAUUACAAUUCCGUUGAUUUUAAUUAGAAAUUAUGGACUCCUUAAGUCGUCCUUCUCGAUGAUUUUUAAGCUCUUUUAUAUUCAAACUUGCAAUACCGUUUUGUUGGAUUUUCAUGUUUGAAAAUUUCAUUCUUUAUUACACCCUUUGAAAUCGCCUUGCUUUUUUAACAUGUUUAAGGCCUUGAUUUGUAAAAUAUUAAACGAGCCUUUUAAACAUUGAUUCAAAAAUGUAUAGUAGAAGAAGGUUUCAGGGUCCUUUGGACUCACACAAUCCUGACGACGAUAGGCGCAGGAAGACUAGAUCCGGCGAAGCGUUUGCAAGACAUAAACAGAGGUAUAAUGAGAUUCUAGAGAGGCGUAAAAUGAUGGACGAUCGUCGAAAUGACAUACCACCACCACCUGUAAGAUAUGGUAGGAACGAGUAUAAGGACAAAUCAAUGAUAAUAUGCAGAUACUUUUACAGAUUUGGCACCUGUACCAAGGGUGAAGCUUGUAUUUUUUCUCAUGAUUGUACUCCCCUGAACUCAAAGGAUUUAAAGCUGUGUCACUUCUUUGUAAAGAACGAAGGGUGUAAAAAGACCGCAGAAGAAUGUAAAUACUCACAUGAAAUCCAUAAAUUCCUAUGUAGGCAGAAUGUAAUUAAUGGGUUCUGCAACUUAGGAGGAAACUGCCAGUUCAACCAUAUGCCGCAAGACUCAAUACAGAGGAUGGACGACACCGAGAAGCUUAAGUUCUGUUACAACAACAAAAAGUUCCUCGUAAAGUCUUUGAUUAACUUCUUAAUUAAUGAUAACUGGAUUAAUCCUCAACAUAUUGGGGUCUGCGAUGACGUCAAAGGAUUAACUGCUAUCGUAACUUCGUAUAACAAUAUACCUGAAAAGAUUAUUAAAACCAUCCCUUGGUAUCUGCAUUACACACUUUUGAUUUUAGAGAAGGAUCUAAAUACUAUGCAAGCUAAAAAUGAACAGCCUAAGUCAUAAAAACGAGUUUUUAUACAAUAUAACCAAAUAAUUUAAAUUUAAAACUUAAUGUUCCGUUCGUUCUUGCCAAUAUCGACAAUGGUUCAAUCAGUAAUGUAUUGGGAAUAUAAUAAAUUAAAUUUAUAUUGUGCUUAUUCUUUAGUUAACCAUCGUACGGAAUAUAGUUUUUUAUGGAUUUUAUUCUGCGUUUAUGAGAUUUC
Messenger RNA from Theileria parva strain Muguga, 1258 nucleotides. RefSeq lists its product as uncharacterized. NCBI's taxonomy places the organism in Eukaryota, Apicomplexa, Aconoidasida, Piroplasmida, Theileriidae. The record is from RefSeq and is a predicted model, not a curated record. The transcript has a single exon. Bases 306 to 1058 code for a protein of 250 amino acids. Gene Ontology annotation, biological process: negative regulation of DNA-templated transcription. Gene Ontology annotation, molecular function: metal ion binding; RNA binding. Gene Ontology annotation, cellular component: nucleus.